CAUUGACUCAGACAGGGGGUUCAUAGAAGAACAGGUGAGAGUGGCGGGGGGGUAUUCCUUGACCAGCUGAGGGUCAGCCAAGGGCAGGAAAGGGGCUGGGCACCAUCAGGGAAUUGAAAGAAGCUCUCUGUGCCUACAGUGCGGGGAGUGGGCUUGGAGAAUAUGGCAAGAGCUGAGGCUGGAGAUGUAAGCAGGGGCCUUAAGUGUUGUUUAAGGAGCCUGAGUCUUAUCUCCUGGGCAAUUGCGAGCCACUACGUAGUUUAAAGCAGGGCCUAACAUACAUAUGUUUGAAAUCUUUCUCUGGCUGAAGUCUCGAGGAUGAAUUGGAAGUAGAGGACCAACUAAAAAGUUGUUGCAGACACUAAGGUGGUGUCCUGGGUUAGGUGGGAGGUGAUGGAGAAGAGAAUAGGCUAGUGUUGACAUAUACCCAGGAAGCAAAACCAUUAGGGCAUGAUGCUUAAUGCUUGAUUGGAUUGAUCACAUAGAUGACUAUGAGGAGGACUGACAUAUUUCAAUCUAUGAGCAUGGUAUACCCAUCCAUUUACUUAUUUUUAAUUUUUUAAAAUUUAUUUUUUUUUUUUUUUGAGACACGAUCUCACUCUGUUUGUCCAGGCUGAAGUCCAGUGGCAGGAUUUCAGCUCACUGCAGCCUCAACCUCCUGGGCUCAGGUGAUUCUCCCACCUUAGCCUCCCGAGUAGCUGGGACUACAAGCACAGAUCACCACACCUGGCUAAUUGCAUUUUUGUUUUUUAGUAGAAACAGGGUUUCGCUAUGUUGCCCAGGCUAGUCUCAAAUGCCUGGACUCCAACAAUCCACCCACCUUGGCCUCCCGGAGUGCUGGGAUUAUAGGCUUGAGCCACUGUGCUGAACCCUGUCCAUUUAUUUGGAUCUUCUUUAAUUUCUCCCAGCAAUAUUUUGUAACUUUAAGCAUACGUUUCCCACUUGUGCCUAGGUACUUUGUUUUCCAAUACUUGUAAAUGGUAUUGUAUCUUUAGUUUUAUUUUCCAAUUGUUUUUUGCUAAUAUAUAGAAAUGCAUUUUUUGGUAUAUUAAUCUUGUAUCCUGUAACCUUGAUAAUGCAUUUAUUAGUUCAUAGUGUUUUUUGCUUCUUUUAUUCUUUUCUGGUAAAUGCCUUAGGAUUUUCUUUUUCUCCCGACUCCCCGCCUUCCUCCUCUUCUUUUUCUUCUGCCUUAGGAUUUUCUUUUCCUUCUUUCUCCUCCUCCUCCUCCUCCUCCUCCUCUUCUUCCUUCUUCUUCUUCUUCUCUUUUUUGUUUUUAAAUUGAGACAGGGGCUCACUCUGUUGCCUAGGCUGGAGUACAGUGAUGCAAUCUUAACUCACUGUAGUCUCAAACUCCUGGGCUCAAGCGAUCCUCCCACCUCAGCUUCCCAAGUAGCCAGGACUACAGGUGUGCACCAUCAUGCCUGGCUUAUUUUUAUAUGUUUUGUGGAGAUUGGGUCUUGCUAUGUUGCUUGGGCUGGUCUUGAACUCCUAUCUUCAAGCGAUCUUCUCACUUCAGCCUCCCCAAAUGUUGGGAUUACAGGCCUGAGCCACUGUGCCAAGCUGAAUUUUCUACAUGCAUGAUUAUGUCACAUGUGACAAUAGGUAGUUUUACUUCUUCCUUUUCUAUCUGCUUUUUUUCCCUUGCCUUAUUUCCUCUGGCUGGGACCUCCAAUACCGUUUUUAAUAGAAGUGUGAGAGCCACUUCCUUUGUUUCUGAGUAUAGUGAGAAAGUUUGGUCUUUUACCAUUGUCCAGCUUGAAGUUUCCUAUAGUUUAUCUAUAGGUGAUCUUUAUCACAUUGAGGAAGUUCCCUUCUCUUUCUAGUUUGCUGAGAGUUUCUAUCAUUCAUGGAUGUUGCAUUUUGUCAAAUAUUUUUCUGCAUCCAUUGAGAUAAAUAUAUACAUUUUACCAUUUAUUCUAUUAAUUGAUGUUCUAAUGCUAAAAUAAACCUUUUAUUUCUUGCAUACUUUUUCAUGAUGUGUUAUUUGUUUUAUAUAUUGCUGGAUUUUAUUUGCUAAUAUUUUAUUAGGGAUUUUAUGUCUAUGUUUUUGCAUGAUAUUGGCCUGUAGUUUUCUUUUCUUGUAAUAUCUUUGUCCAGUUUUGGUACAGGGUAAAACUUGACUUAGAAAAUGAGCUGGCCAGUGUUUCUCCUUUUUUCUGAUGUGGUUAAGAUUGGUAUUAUUUUAUUCUUAGGUGUUUGAUGGAAUUCAUCAGUACCACCAUCUGGGUGAGGUAUUUUCUUUGUAGAAAGUCUUCAAAUUAUGAAUUCAACAACUUUGGUAGACAUAAGCUUGUUACAUUUUAGUUUUCUUGUGUACAUUUUGGCAAGUUGUGGCUUUCAAUAGAUGUUUCCAUUUCAUCAAAUGGUCAAAUGUAAUUUCAUGAUGUUCUUACUAAUAUUCUUGUAUUCUUCUUCUGAUGUCUGUAGGGUUUGAAGGGAUGUCUCAUCUUUUAUUCCUGAUAUUAGUAAUUUGUGGAUUUUUUUCUUUGAUCAAUCUAGCCAGAGCUUUAUCAAUUUUUUUAUCUUUUCAAAUAACCAAUCUCCAUUUUAUUGAUUUUCUUUUUUUUCCCCUAGUACAUCAAAUUUUCACUCUUUCUUAUUUCUUCUGCUUACUUGGGUUUCAUUUGUUGUUGGUGUUGUUGUUUUCUAGAUUCUCAAAGUGGAAUCUUAGGUAAUGAUUUUACACCUUUCUUCUUUCCUAACGUGAGCACUGAGAGCUACAGAUUUUCCUCUAAGCAUCACAUUAACCUUAUCUCACAAAUACCGGUAAGUUGCAUUUUUAUCAUCAUUUAGUUCAAAGUAUUUUCUUAUGUCUCCUUGAUUACUUCUUUGAUCCCAGAGUUAUUUAAAUGUGUUGCUUAAUUUUCAAAUAUUUGGGCAUUCUUUAGGUGUCUUAUACCUUGUUGCUAUUGAUUCCUAAUUAAGCUCUGUUGUAGUUAGAGAACAUGUUCUGUAUAACUUAAAUCUUUUGAAUUUUAUGGAGGCUUAAUUUAUGGCCUAGCAGAUGGCCUAUUUUGGAAAAUGUUCAAUGUGCACUUGAAAAGAAUAUAUGUUCUGCUGUUGUUGGGCAUAGUGUUCUAUAAACAUCAGUUUGGAUAAGAUGAUUGGUGUUGCUCAGGGCUAUCAUAUUCUUACUAAUUUUUGGUUUACUUGUUCUGUGAGUUACUGAGAUGAGGGUGUCAUAAUAACCGAUCACAAUCGUGAAUUUGUCUGUUUAUCCUUUCAGUUCUAUUAGCUUCCUUCAUUUUUUGGAUUCUUUGUAAUUAGGUACAUACACAUUUAGAAUUGUUAGAUAUUCUUGAUGAAUUGACCCUUUUUUCAUAUGAAAUAUCCUUUUUUUUUUUUUUUGAGAUGGAGUCUCACUCUGUCAACCAGGCUAGAGUGCAGUGGCGCAAUCUCAGCUCACUGCAACCUCCACCUCCCGGGUUCAAGUGAUUCUCCUGCCUCAGCCUCCUGAGUAGCUGGGAUUACAGGUGCCCACCACUGCGCCUGGCUAAUUUUUGUAUUUUUAGUAGAGACGGGGUUUCACCAUCUUGGCCAGGCUGGUCUCAAGCUCCUGACCUUGUGGUCUGCCCACCUCAGCCUCCCAAAGUGCUGGGAUUACAGGCGUGAGCCACCAUGCUGGGCCAUGAAAUGUCCCUUUUUUAUUUUGGAAUAUUCCCUGUACUAAAGUCUACUUUGAUGUUAAUAUUUCUAUUCCUGCUUUCUUAUAAUUAAUGCUUGCAUUUUAUAAGUUUUUCCAUUCUUUUACAUUGUUUUCAUUCUUUUACUUUUAACUUUUCUUUAUAUUUAAAGUAUAUAUCAUAUCAGGCAGACAGCAUAUUGUCAUUUCUUGUUUUUUUUCCCCUAAGACACAGAGUCUCCUGUCGCUCAGCCUGGAAUACAGUGGUACCAUCAGGGCUCACUGCAGCCUCAAACUCCUGGAUUCAAGCAAUCCUCCCAUCUCAGCCUCCCAAGUAGCUAGGACUACAGGCAUGUGGCACCACACGUGGCUAAGUUUUUAACUUUUUUUUUUCUUUUUUUGAGACAGAGUCUUGCUCUGUCACCCAGGCUGGAGUGCAGUGGCAUGAUCUCGGCUCACUGCAACCUCCACCUCCCCGGUUCAAGUGAUUCUCCUGCCUCAGCCUUCUCGGCUCACUGCAACCUCCACCUCCCCGGUUCAAGUGAUUCUCCUGCCUCAGCCUCCCAAGUAGCUGGGACUACAGGUGCCCGCCACCACGCCCGGCUAAUUUUUUUUUUUUUUUUUUUUUAGUAGAGAUGGGGUUUCACUGUGUUAGCCAGGAUGGUCUUGAUCUCCUGACCUCGUGAUCUGCCCGUCUCGGCCACCCAGAGUGCUGGGGUUACAGGCAUGAGCCACUGCACCCGGCCUGUCUUUUUUUUUUUCUUUUUUUUUUUUGAGAUGAAGUCUCACUGUGUCACCCAGGCUAGUGUGCAGUGGCAUGAACUCUGCUCACUGCAACCUCCACUUCCCAGGUUCAAGUGAUUCUCAUGCCUCAGCCUCCUGAGUAGCUGGGAUUACAGGUGCGUGCCACUACGCCAAGCUGUGUUUUUUUGUUUGUUUGUUUUUGUUUUUUGGUUUUUUUUGUAGUUUUAGUAGAGAUGGGGAUUUCCCUAUGUUGGUUAGGCUGGUCUCGAACUCCUGACCUCAAAUGAUCCACCCACCUCGGCCUCACAAAGUUCUGGGAUUACAGGCAUGAGACACCGUGCCUGGCCAAUAGUCUUUGUCUUUUAACUGGAUUGUUUAUCUCAGUCACAUUUAAUGUAAUGGUUGAUAUGGUUGGGUUUGAACCUACCAUCUGCUAUUUGUUUCCUAUUCGUCUCCUCUGUUCUUUGUAUUCAUUUUCCCUCCUCUUUUUCUGCCUUCUUUUGGAUUAGUUGACUAUUUUGUAUUUCACUUAUCUCUUCUAGACUAUUAUACUUCCUUGUUUUAUCAUUUUAUUAGCUGCAAUAGGGUUUAUGAUAUGCAUAUUUAACUUAUUUAUGAUUGAUUGGAUGUAGAAGGGAUGGGGGGAGAAAGAUUCCAAAAUGACACUGACAUAUGUGGUCUGGGUAACAAGAGGAACCACUCUCUGAGAUGGAGAACUUUGAAGGAAGAUUAGUUUGGGGAGUGAUGAAAGGGCUGAAUGAUGUGGUCAGUUUUGGACAAGUUGCGUUUAAAGUGCUUCUGAGGCAUCCGAGAGGAGAUACCUGGUAGACAUUUCUUUACAAGGUCCAGAACUCAGGGCAGUGUCUGGGGCUGGAGCUGGCUCUAGGGGUGAAGGGCAGAGGGGUGAUUGUUGAAUGAAUGGGAACAUGGUAGUCUGUGGAUGCAGAAUGUGCGAUGGGACAGGAAGAGUACAGGACCAAACCCUGAGGAGCCCCAACAUUUUAGGGACCCAAAUGCAGGACAGUAGAGAUGAAAGGAGAGGCCAGCGAAGCAGCAAAACAAGGAAGUGUGUGUCAUGGAGGCCACACGAGGAAGUGGCUUUGUGGUUACUUCUGGGGCAUUCGCACAAGGAUGUUUCAGGGCAAGGUGCAAGGGGACCUCAAAGAUCAUCUUAAGUUCUGUUCCUUCACUUUCAUGGUGGGUGAAUUGGUGUUCAUUUAGAUCUACUCAACAUCUUAUUAAGACAAUUUUUAAAAAGGACUAGGGACUGGGAGGCCGAGGCGGGCGGAUCAUGAGGUGAGGAGAUCGAGACCAUCCUGGCUAGCACAGUGAAACCCCGUCUCUACUAAAAAAAAAAAUUAGCCGGGUGUGGUGUCGGGUGCCUGUAGUCCCAGCUACUUGGGAGGCCGAGGCAGGAGAAUGGCGUGAACCCGGGAGGCGGAGCUUGAAGUGAGCGGAGAUCACGCCACUGCACUCCAGCCUGGGCAACAGAGCAAGACUCCGUCUCAGAAAAAAAAAAAAAAAAAGGACUAGGGACUUACUGACUUGGCCAAAGGCUGCUGGUGGGUGCAUGGAGGUGCUGCCUGUCAGCUGUGCUCUGGGCUCUAGGGACAUGGGAGUCCAAAGGGCUCUCACCUCCUCAGUGAGAGGUUCUGGUGGGCUGACCAUAGUGGGAUCCAGAUUUCAGCAGGUGGACCCCGGGGGGGCGUGAGGAAAUGGACUCUGUGAGUGGUAACUUCUCUUUCAGAGGAAUUUGCAAGACUGGCCUGAGCAAGCACACAGCUCUUCAGCAGGGCUUGGCAGCCAGCGGGGCCUCGGGAGGAGGCAAACAGCUGAUCAAAUCCGGGCUUCUCCAGAGGAAGAAGGGGAAGAGCAGGUCUGGGGAGGUCAGAGCGUGGGUGAGAACCGUGGCCAUGGGUGGGAUCCACAUCCCAGCCUGCAGGGCCUCCUGGUGAUGGUUCUCCAGAAUUCUGCGAUUGGAGCUGUGCUCACAGAGUCACUGUCCCUGACCUCCCAGGGGCGCGGACAUAACCCAGCCUCAGCUGCAGACAGCAGAGGCUCUGCACAACUGCAGAAGCUGAUCAAUCAGCCUCAUCAGUGGCAAUUCCUGGAACUCCAACCUCAACUGUAACAUGAGCUGUGCAGACCUUCAGUAACCCCAGACGAGGAGUGAGGCAGAGCCUGAUAGCUCAGCUCAGGGACCAGCUGGGAUGCUCAGUAAACAAGAGCUCCAGAAGAUACGCAGAACAGGAGAAGGUGAAGUGUGGGGACAGCAGGCGCUGCAGGCUACCCAGAAGGAGGAGGAGAGGGGACAAGAAACACUGACCAGGCCUUCAAGAUGAGGAGUGAGCAGAGAGGACAGCGGAACAUGGGAAAACCUACCUGGCACUAUGAGGGUGGAGAGGGGAGUGUUGGAGGGUGUGCAUUUGAGUGCAAGUGUGUAAAAGAGGCCCUGGACAAGGAAUGAAGAAUCUCAUCAGAUGGUUAAAGUGAGGGAGCACCAAGUAAACCAUGAGCCAUAAGUAACCAUAAGUCAUGUGGACCCCAACCCUAAUGCUAAUCAUAAACCUAAACCUCGUGUGGCCUGGAACCCUAACCUGAACCCAAAUCCUAACCAUAACCCUAACCAUAACCAUAAAUCAUGUGGACUCCAACCCUAAUGCUAACCAUAACCCUAAAAUUCAGGCAGACCCGAACCUAACUCGAACCCAAACCCUAACGAAAACUCUAACCCUAACCCUAACUCAAUUCAAACCUUAACCCUAACCCUAACCAUAACACUAACUCCACCCUAUUCCGAACCCUAAACCUAAUUAACAAUGCCUCAUAUGGACCCGAACCCUAACCCUAACCGAAACCCUAACCCUAACCCUAACCCUAACUCAACCCAAACCUUAACCCUAACCAUAACACUAACUCCAACUACAACCAUAACCCUAACCAAAACUCUAACCCUAACCCUAACUCAACCCAAACCUUAACCCUAACCAUCACACCAACUACAACCCUAACCCUAUCCCGAGCCCUAAACCUAAUUAACAAUGCCUCAUGUGGGCCCUAACGCUAACCCUAACCAUGCCUCAUAUGGACCCGAAUCCUAACCCUAAUUCCAACCCUAACCCUAAGCCUAACCCUAACUCUAACCCUAGCCAAAACCCUAACACUAACCCUAACUCCAACUCCAACCCAAACCCUAACCCUAAGUCUCAUGUUGACCAUAACCUGGCUCAAACCCUAACCUGAACCCUAACCCUAAGCCUUGUGUUGACCACAGCCUGGCUCUCACCCUAACCCUGACUCUAGUCCUCACCGUAAUUCUACCUCUAGCCUUAAUUCUAACCCUAACUCCAAUCCUAACCCUAAUCCAAAUGCACCCUCUGAUCCAAACAACUCUUCAGCCAAUGUCAGACCUCACCUUAACCCUCACCUUCAUCAUCACCAUUCCAGUUCUCCUCCCUUCAGACUUCCCAGGGACUUGAGCCAGUCCCUGGCCCCCAGGCCUUGGUUUCCCCGCCUGUGCAGCAUGGAUUUGGGGCUGAGGGUACAAAGACUGGCAUCCACCUGAGCCGAUGGAACAGGCCUGCCCCUGGUCCCGAGGAGGCCUCUGCUCUCCCAGUUCUCCCCUUGCCCAUGUGGAAGGGGGCUCAUCCCCCAGCAUGGGUGCUUCCUGGCCGGUGUCCAUCUCUGUGUGAGUUCCUGUAGGGAGGGACCAGGUAGGCGCAGUUGGCAUGGCACCGCCAUGCCCCUGGCUCGGGCUUAUGCGGGCUGACAGUCCUGUCCCUCCACCCAGAGACCCCUCCAAUGAUGUAGCUUAUCAGUGUGUGUGUGUAUGUGCACAUGUGCAUGUGUGUAUGUUGUAUGUGUAUAUAUCUAUGUAUGUAUAUGUAGUAUCUAUAUAUAUGUGUAUGUGUAUAUGUGUAUAUAUGUGUGCAUAUAUAUGCAUUUGUGUGUGCUUGUGUGUAUGCAUGUUUAUGUGUGUAUUUGUAUGUGUAUCUAUGUGUGUUUAUAUGCGAGUGUGCAUGUGUGUAUGCAGUGCUUGUGUGAUGUGUCUGUUUUUAUGUGUGGCUUGUGUAUUUGUAUAUGUGCGUGUGUGUAUGUUUACAUGUGUCUGUGUGUGUAUAUAUGCCUGUGCUUGUGUGUGUGUGUGUGUGUGUGUACACAUACACAUAGACGGGCGAGGGAGAAGCUGUAUUGCACCACCACCCAGGCCCUUCAAGCCCAAGUGCAGUCUCCCCAGGGCUCACGAGGCCCCAGCACGCUGCCCUCCUGCUCAGAUGGUGCCCAAAAGCCCCUUGCCGAGUCCUCUCUAAGCCUCAUGUAGGCCCGUGAGUCCCUUCUCCGUCUGUUUCCCCUGCCUGUGAUGCUUAGGGAUCGUUCAUUUCAGGGCCAGUGAGGAAACCCCAUCUUCUCCUGUACUGCCAUGGAGUUAAAGGAGAAGGCCACAACACACUCCCACGUUUUCUACAGACUAGCAGUGGGGUGUUUGGCCACCUUUGGUUUUGACCUUUUAUUUUGGAAAUGUUCAAACGGACUGAAAUAAGCAGAAGUGUAAUAACCCCUUGUGCCCAUCACCCCACCUUUGGCAAGAGCCAAAGAGUCACAGCUGAUGUUGCUUCACCACACUCCAUCUGUGGGCUCAAAAUGUUUUGAGAUAAGUGCCAGACAUCAUAUCCUUCUAUCUACAAAAAAUGCCACAUGAAUAAAAGAUAAGGACUUUUAAAAACACAUGACCACAGUAAGCAUUAUCACAUCUAGCCAAGAAAUGAACCUUUCCUUAAUUGCAACAAACAGGAGUUAACUUUUACAUUUUCUCUACUUCUACAAUUUUUUAGAGAACAGUAAGGUAGACUUUAUUCAACGGAGGCUACCACAAUGGAGUUUUGCAGCAGGGAAGGGAGAUGAGGCUCAAUUCCCACCUUAUACAUAUUUAAAAGGAGCUUAUUUGGUUGAAUUAGAUCUGAGGAGUCUGGCUGCAGGCCAAAAUCCUCUGUGUGAUCAUUCAGGCCCAACCGCAGAUGUUGCCAGCAGGUCCCACAGGAGAAGCAGCCCUCCUGCCCCAGACAGCACUUUCCACUCUUAGCCUCCUCCACGGUUCCCCAGGCCAGAUCCUUUUGUUUGAGCCUUCUGUUUCGCCUCCUUGGUAGUGAGAUCAUCUCCCCAUCUGUCUGAUGUCAUCCAGGGGGCAAAAAUGGGACGUAGAGGAGCCGGCACCUUUUUCCUUCUGUUUGCCUCUUGCCUGCACUAUUGCAGCAGUCGUGAAUACAGGCCUGAGGGUGACCUUCCAUUGGGCUCGUGGUCCCAACCUCGACAGCAGUGGCUCCACAGGAUGCACACGAGGUCCCCGCAAUCCCGGCCGACAUACCUGUUGGGUUCUUAGUUGGCAGCUUCCUCCUCCGUCUCUCCAUUCCCCUCCUAGGUCUCUUGCCCUGUGCAGCUUCCUGCAGACUGGACUUGCAAAGUCCAGCCUGUAUGGCUGGAGUUCCCAUGCCUGCCAAUCUCCUGUCGACUGCAAGUCAGCUCCGAUACUUCACCAGAUUCAGCCACCUGGGGGAGCUGGAAGUGAAUCUCCUCUUAGCGGAGCCUUCUGAUGAGACUGCAGCCCCAGCUGACACCUGGAUUGCAGACUCGUGAAAGACCUGAAACUCUACCAACAGCCACCUGGGGGAGCUGGAAGUGAAUCUCGUCUUAGCUGAGCCUUCUGAUGAGACUGCAGCCCUGGCUGACACCUGGAUUGCAGACUCAUGAAAGACCUGAAACUCUACCAACAGCCACCUGGGGGAGCUGGAAGUGAAUCUCCUCGUAGCUGAGCCUUCUGAUGAGACUGCAGCCCCGGCUGACACCUGGAUUGCAGACUCAUGAAAGACCCUAAGCAGAGGACCCAGUUUGGCAAAGCCCGAAUUCCCGACGCACAGGAACUGGGAGAUAAAACUCUGUGGUUUUAAUCUUCUCAUUUUAGAGGCUAUAUGGAUAUACAUCCAAAUGACUGGAUUUUAAAAUCACUUGGAAGAGUUUGUGCCCAGUGUCCUGUGGUGUGAACACGCUUCAUUCAACCUGGGCCCUUGGGAGAGAUGCUGAGUGGUUCCCGGGCUGUCCCCACUCCACACCGUGGCAGUGAAGAGCUGCUGAAGUACAUGCUUCAUAGUCCUUGCGUCUCUCUGACCAUGAAUGGCACCUACAACACCUGUGGCUCCAGCGACCUCACCUGGCCCCCAACGAUCAAGCUCGGCUUCUACGCCUACUUGGGCGUCCUGCUGGUGCUGGGCCUGCUGCUCAACAGCCUGGCACUCUGGGUGUUCUGCUGCCGCAUGCAGCAGUGGACGGAGACCCGCAUCUACAUGACCAACCUGGCGGUGGCCGACCUCUGCCUGCUGUGCACCUUGCCCUUCGUGCUGCACUCCCUGCGAGACACCUCAGACACGCCGCUGUGCCAGCUCUCCCAGGGCAUCUACCUGACCAACAGGUACAUGAGCAUCAGCCUGGUCACGGCCAUCGCCGUGGACCGCUAUGUGGCCGUGCGGCACCCGCUGCGUGCCCGCGGGCUGCGGUCGCCCAGGCAGGCUGCAGCCGUGUGCGCGGUCCUCUGGGUGCUGGUCAUCAGCUCCCUGGUGGCUCGCUGGUUCCUGGGGAUGCAGGAGGGCGGCUUCUGCUUCAGGAGCACCCGGCACAAUUUCAACUCCAUGGCGUUCCCGCUGCUGGGAUUCUACCUGCCCCUGGCCGUGGUGGUCUUCUGCUCCCUGAAAGUGGUGACUGCCCUGGCCCAGAGGCCACCCACCGACGUGGGGCAGGCAGAGGCCACCCGCAAGGCUGCCCGCAUGGUCUGGGCCAACCUCGUGGUGUUUGUGGUCUGCUUCCUGCCCCUGCACGUGGGGCUGACAGUGCGCCUCGCUGUGGGCUGGAACGCCUGUGCCCUCCUGGAGACGAUCCGUCGUGCCCUGUACAUAACCAGCAAGCUCUCAGAUGCCAACUGCUGCCUGGACGCCAUCUGCUACUACUACACGGCCAAGGAGUUCCAGGAGGCGUCUGCACUGGCCGUGGCUCCCAGUGCUAAGGCCCACAAAAGCCAGGACUCUCUGUGUGUGACCCUCGCCUAGGAGGCGUGCCGUGGGCGCUGUGGGCCAGGUGUCGGGGGCUCCGGGAGGUGCUGCCUGCCAGGGAAAGCUGGAACCAGUAGCAAGGAGCCCGGGAUCAGCCCUGAACUCACCGUGUAUUCUCUUGGAGCCUUGGGUGGGCAGGGACGGCCCAGGUACCUGCUCUCUUGGGAAGAGAGAGGGACAGGGACAAUGGCAAGAGGACUGAGGCCAGAGCAAGGCCAAUGUCAGAGACCCCCGGGAUGGGGCCUCACACUUGCCACCCCCAGAACCAGCUCACCUGGCCAGAGUGGGUUCCUGCUGGCCAGGGUGCAGCCUUGAUGACACCUGCUGCUGCCCCUCGGGGCUGGAAUAAAACUCCCCACCCAGAGUCAGUCCUAGUGGGGCCCUCUGUGUUUCCCACUCAUGUGGUGGGAGGCAGGGAGGGAGCGCGUGGCUCGGAGGGCUGGCGGACAUCUUCCAGGGACCCUUUGGGGCUCUUCACUUUGAGGUCCCUCUUGGACCCUUUCACCCCUUCCCACCCCCACCCACCUGGAGUGUGAGCAGGGGCUGUUGGAAGCUCCUGGCAGGACCACAGUAGAGGCCCCCAGCCCAGGUUUCCUUGCUCAAGACAGGGCUGGGAGCGGCUGAUCUCCAUGUAGGGGCUGCACAGCGGUGCAAGGGGGGGUGACCAAGGUCAAGCAGGUGAGGGUGGGUUGGGGUGGGUGGCAGUGAAGGGGGUGGCCAGGGUCUGUCAAGGAACCCAGCCCUCUUCUCCUUCCUUCAGGGAAAGGCUGGAAACCAUGUCUGGCAGGGGCAGGGGUUGGGUGCCCACCCAGGUAAAGGCGCAAUGUCCUGCUGGUUUCUGCCUCUCCUGUACUCCUGCAUGGAGGGCAUCUCGAAACCCAAGCUGGAAGGACGGGGCACUCCAGAGACCUCCUGUGAGUGUGGGCCAGCACGGCCCGGGCUCAAACCCCAUCCUGUCAUCCCAUAUUGCAUGUCCACAGGCACCGCCCCACCCUGUUCCAUGUUCCACAGGACUGGAGAGAGAUGGCAGUCAUGUUCUUGCAGGGACACAGCACAAGCAUGCAGCUGAUGGCAUCUCACAGGACCCCAGGCUCCGGAGGGCCCAUGCCCAGGAGAGCCCCAUAAGGGCUCUGUGCCUAAAAGGGUGCAUGCCCAGGUGGGCCCAUGCCCAGGAAGGUCCAUGUCUAGGGGGGUUCCGUGCCCAGGAAGGUCCAUGCCCAGGAUGGUCCAUGAGCAGAAGGGCCUCAUUCCCAGGAGGGUCCUGUGCCCAGGAGGGCUCUAUGCCCAAAAGGGUCCCAUGUCCGGGAGGGUCCAUACGCAAGGGUGUCCAUGCCUGGUUGGGGGAGUCUAUGUCCAGGAGGGUCCCAUGCCUGGAAGGGUCCAUGCUCAGGAGGGUUCAUGCCCAGGAGAGUUUAUGCCCUGGAGGGCCCCAUGCCCGGGAGAGUCAUGUGCACAGAGGGCCCUGUGCUCAGGAGGAUACAUGUCCAGGAGUGUCCCUGUCCAGGAGGCUCCAUGCCCAGGAGGCUCCAUGUCAAGAAAGAUUCAUGCCUAGGAGGGUUCACGCCCAGGAGUGUCCCUACCUAGGAAGGUCCAUUACCAGAAGGGCCCAUGUCAAGGAGGGUUCAUGCCCAGGAAGGUCCAGCCCAGGAGGGUCCAUGUCAAGGAGGUUCCAUGCCCAGGAGGGUCCAUGCUGAGGUGGGUCCAUGCCCAGGAGGGUUCAUGUCCAGAAAGGUCCAUGCCUAGGAGGGCCCAUACACAACAGAGCCCUGUGCCCAGGAAGGACCAUGUCAAGGAGAACCCCAUGCCCAUGAGGGUCCAUGCCCAGUAAGGGCCAUGCCCAUGAGAUCCUCAUGCCCAGGAAGGCCCAUGCCCAGGAGGGUCCAUGCCCAGGCCAGUUCAUGCACAGGAGGGCCCCAUGCCUAAAAGUGUCCAUGCCCAGGAAGGUCCAUGUCCAGAAGAGUCCAUACCCAGGAGGGUUGAUAUGGUUAGGCUUUGUGUCUCCACCCAAAUCUCAUCUUGAAUUGUAAUCCCUAUAAUAACCAUAGUCCCCAUGUGUCAAGGGAGAGACCAGGUGGAGGCAAUUGGAUCAUGGGGGCUGUUUCCCACAUGCUGUUCUCGUGAUACUGAGUGAGUUCUCAUGAGAUCUGAUGGUUUUAUAAGGGGCUCUUCCCUUCACUUCUCCUUCCUACUGUCUUAUGAAGAAGUUUCCUUGCUUCCCCUUUACCUUCUGCCAUGAUUGUAAGUUUCCUGAGGCCUCCCUAGCCAUGCUGAAGUGUGAGUCAAUUAAACCUCUUUCCUUUAAAAUUA
Gorilla gorilla gorilla (western lowland gorilla) is the source of this 13767-nucleotide messenger RNA. RefSeq names its product G protein-coupled receptor 35 (gene GPR35). Gene Ontology annotation, cellular component: plasma membrane. Gene Ontology annotation, biological process: positive regulation of Rho protein signal transduction; phospholipase C-activating G protein-coupled receptor signaling pathway; chemokine-mediated signaling pathway. The record is from RefSeq and is a predicted model, not a curated record. The transcript has 5 exons. Gene Ontology annotation, molecular function: chemokine receptor activity. Lineage: Eukaryota; Metazoa; Chordata; Mammalia; Primates; Hominidae. Bases 10435 to 11457 code for a protein of 340 amino acids.